ACACACACCUCUCUGAAACACCACUCAAAAUAUACAGAUCACUCUAUUAAUGGACAUGUUCUCCGCUCAGCUUUCUGACUCCCCUGACCAGCCAGAGUCGAGUUCUUUCUCCGACGCCAGCGUCACGACCCUGCCGGCUUCUUCCUCGGACGAAAACGUCAUAUUGGCGUCGAGCCGGCCGAAGAAGCGCGCUGGGAGGAGGGUUUUCAAGGAGACGAGGCACCCGGUUUACAGGGGCGUGAGGAGAAGGAACAACAACAAGUGGGUGUGUGAGUUGAGAGAGCCCAACAAGAAGAAAUCAAGGAUUUGGCUUGGAACGUAUCCGACUGCUGAGAUGGCUGCUCGUGCCCAUGACGUGGCGGCAUUGGC
Molecule: messenger RNA, 369 nt
Organism: Prunus mume (Japanese apricot)
Lineage: Eukaryota; Viridiplantae; Streptophyta; Magnoliopsida; Rosales; Rosaceae
Product: dehydration-responsive element-binding protein 1E-like
Biological process (GO): regulation of DNA-templated transcription
Molecular function (GO): DNA binding; DNA-binding transcription factor activity
Source: RefSeq, marked provisional